AUGACAAAAGAAAAAAAAUUUUAUGAAUUUUGUAGUGACCCUUCUCCACUAAGAGCUGAGUUAGUUGUAAAAGGAGCACCUGUUUCACCGAUAUAUAAAACAAAUGGACAUUACUAUGAGUUGGUUGCACCAGGUACAUUUCCAAACAGUUUGAUUGCAGCUCGUGUUUGGGCGAAUGGCUUGACACCACCAGUUGCCGGCUAUGUUUCAUACAUUGCCACUGUCACCACCACCGAAGAGUGGCAGUUCAUCAUCCAGAAUCUCGAUAUGUCCAAAAAGUUUUGGGUCGGUAUCCAGCGAGUGUCGGCAAUCGUCGACCAAUUUCAGUUUUUCACUGGUCCCGAACAAGGCCAGACACUGUACUAUUCGCUGAGCGGCCAGUGCACGAUGUAUUGUAAUUUCAUUGUUGGCCGUCCUGACUCCAAUUCGCUGGCGAACGCAGUCUACUACGAUCCCACUGGCAACGGUCUAACCAACGACCAACUUCUCGCCACGAGUGCCACCUAUUUCCUCAUUGAAUACGCACCAGCCAACGAACCGUUUAUCCCGCCUGCGCCAACAUCCGGCGGUGUAGUAACCAUUAGUGGACUGACCGCAUUCGACAUGUCAGCUAUUUCGCUCUCAAUGAAACCACUCUCAGGAGGUGGAGCAGCUAUUCCAAUCACCAUCAACUCAAAGUCAACCGAUUCAAUGGUAGUUGUCAUUCCUCCAGGUUCCGGUGCAUUCAACCUAACCAUUACCGAUCAAGUUAAAUCGUAUUCCAAUCAAAAUUAUAAAUAUCAAUCACCUUGGUUCCAAGCUGUUUAUCCAAAUGCGAUGAGUGCUUCAGCCUUGGUGACAGUGGUUGGAAAUAACUUUGGAGCAGUGGAAUCAACGAUUCAGUUACAGGUUGGAACAUCUUCCUAUACUUGUCAGAAUCUAAAGUUCCUUCAGCCACACACAGAUUUUGUUUGCCAAUUACCAACCAACUUUGUAGCACCACUAUUCCCUCUACAAAUCAGACAAAGUAAUGGAGGUGAAAGAUUAUCAACCUAUCAAGUUUCGAUAUAUGAUAAAAGUUCAAUGAGAAUGAUUGGAAUUGUACCAUCUUUUAAUACUUAUUUGAUGAGUGUAACUUUAUUUCAAGCGGCAUAUACAAUCGAUUCUUAUAAAGUGUAUAUGGGUAUACCUGGAUCUUUAGCUCAACUUAAUCUUUUGACUAGUGUCAUUUCAUUCAGUACAGUCUGUACAACCUAUCAUGUAUCGGCCAUCGGCAAUGGAAACAAUGUUCUAAUGAAGAAUAAUGGUGGUCCAUUUGACUCAACCAUCAUUGUCAAUAGCACCAAGUUUUGUGAUAGUACGAAAUCAGUUUAUUGUCCAGGUCCACCUGUUGGAAGUUUUGGAGCAACUGUACCAAUUACAUUGAAUCAAUUAUAUAAUUUCAAUUUCCUGUCACCAAUGAAAUAUGCUGGUACUACAUCGAGUACUGUUGGAAACUAUUGUAAUUUAGUAUAUUCCGGUAUUAAUCCAACGAUUGCUCCAGCCGAUUUAACUAUUCGUUUAUUUAAUACAUCGGGUGGUACUCUGAAUUUGGCUAUGCCAAGUGGAUCUGGAUUUAAAUAUACAACACGUACUUUGGUGAUUGGAGCGGUGACAAUUGACACAACGAUAACUGCCAGUCCGAAUGCACUUAGCAUUCUCAUUCCACCAGGUUUCGGAUCAUCUAAAGCUGCCGUUUUGUUGUUUGAGUCUAUCAUCUCGGUGACUGCACCAAGCAUUGGAUACUAUCCACCCUAUAUCACAGGUAUUUCAAAGCCACCAACUAGCGGUGGUCUUGUUGUGAUCGAUGGUCUAAAUCUUGGAAACAGAGUAGAUAUCAUUACUAUUGCAUUCGGUGCAACUCCAUGUUCAACCAUUACCAUCACCAACAAUCACACUCAAAUAACUUGCCAAGUGGCUGCGGGUGUCGGUGCCAACUACGCUUCCAACAUCUUUGUUGGCAGUCAAAUACAAACCAACUCUUUCUACUUCUCCUAUCAAUCACCUGUUAUCACUGGAAUCUCACAAUUUGGAAACACGCUAAUUGUGAACGGACAUAACUUUGGACAAAACUCUGGUCAAUCUGGAAUGCAAGUUCCACAGAAUCUAAAUACAGCCGCACUUGGAACAGCUCUCGAUGGUAGUGAACAAAUAAAUAUAACACUGCCAGUUGUCUUUAAGAACGGUCCAAUCGCUAUACAAGUUGGAGGUUCCGUUUCCAAUUCCUUUGAAUAUCUUUUCACCCCGUCAAUCAUCUCGAUUGAACCGGUUGUUCCUGUUACAGGUGGAUUGAUUACCAUCAAAGGAGCUUAUCUCAAUGACUUGAGAAGCAACUCUACUUCAACCAACCCACAAGUUCUUCUUGGAAAUAAGCCAUGCAAUGACCUAUCAUUCGGUGCCGACACACAGUUUACCUACAUCUAUUGUACAGCGCCAGCAGGAACCGGAUACAAUCUUCCAGUGCAGGUUGUUAUCGAUGGAAUCCAAUCGAAUACUCUCAAUACAUUCUCAUACUAUCCACCGGUCAUCUCUUCAUUCAUUCAAAAUCAUUUGGUUGCAACCAUUGCAGGUUCCAACUUCUCCACCGACUUCACAGCUGUCACCGUACAUUUCAACGGUAACUCAGUGCCAGCCACCGGUAUCAAUCCACUACGUAAUUCCAUUGUUGUUCCAAUCCCACUGGAUACACUGAAUGGAAAGAUUUCAGUUACUGUAAGUGGUCAAACAAGUCCGGAUUUCGAUUUCACACUCAGUCCAACCAUAGUAUCAGUUUCCGCCUUGCCAACCAACGGAACCAAUAUCUUGAUCAAUGGUUACUUUUUCAAUUCUGUAAAUAUUAAUGGUGAUCCACUGGCUCUUUCCAUUACCAUUGAUAAAAUAGCUUGCGAGAAUCCAGCGAUUCAACCUGGAAAUAAUACGGCAGUGACAUGUGAUGCUCAAUCGGGAAGUGGAGUUAAUCAUACACUAGAAGUAACGAUAGGUACUGACAGCGAUGACAUUUUCAUUUCCUAUUUGCCACCAACCAUAACAAGAAUCACAAUGAAUGGAACACAUGCACAGGUAUAUGGUGUUGAUUUUGCCAGUAGCCAAUCGUUGAUAACUGCCAACGUUCCAUGUCAGGGUGGAUAUCAAGUGGUUGAAACCACCGAUCUAUCUGGCAGUCCAGCCGAACAAAAUAUAUUGGUACUUCUACCAUCCAAUGCUUUAAAUGGUGAAAUUUCAUUGGUUGUUGACCAACAGUUAUCGAAUCUACAGCCAUACUCUCUAAUGCCAUGGAUUGAAUCAAGUAGUUUAGUUGCAACAGCCGGUGGAUCCAUUGUUUUAACUGGACAACAUUUCACUUCCGCAAGAUUCGAUGGCAACGCUACUGAAGUUGUUGUCGAUGUCGAAGGUCAAAGCUGUACGAAUGUCCAAAUAAAUUCAUUUACAGAGUUGACAUGCAUUGCACCAUCGGGUUCAGGAGUAUCAAGUCAAAUCACAGUCCAAAUCGAUUCAACUCUUUCCAACUAUUGGGACUAUGCUUAUAUUCCACCAACCAUUGAUAGUAUUACACAAAAUGGUUUGGUAGCACUCGUUAAUGGAACCAAUUUAGGUUUGGUUGCAAAUGUAGCUUGGUUCCAAAUCGGUGAUUUACAAUCGACAUCGACCAAUGCAUUCGAUAGCUAUAUAACCACAACUAUUCCGGCAUUUUCGCAAUCCGGCGAAUUCUAUUUGGAUAUCAAUGGUCAACGUUCCAAUAACCUGACAAUAACACUCACACCAGUACUCAAUUCAAUUUCAUCGGUUGCAACUACAGGUGGUCUCAUUACAAUUUCCGGUUACUAUCUCAAUGGAUUCAGACAAGAUGGUACAGCUACAUCGCUCAGUGUUACAUUCCCUGGUGCAAAAGAAUGUGAUUCUCCAUCAUUCCUCGCCAACGAUGUACACUAUAGCUAUAUAACAUGCAAUGCACCUUCUGGCGCUGGAAAGAAUAUUCCAGUAACUGUGACAAUCGAUGGAAAGCCAUCACAAAUAGACUUUAGCUAUGGUGCACCGUCCAUUCAGAAUAUAACAGUUUCAAACAGCAACUACAUUGUAGUAAAUGGAAUCAACUUUGGAUCCGAUCCAAAUCAAGUUAAUAUAACAUUGGGAACCGAUGUAAUAAGUGAAUUUACACUUGUUGAUAAUACGCGAAUUGAAUUCCAAGCAUUGAAUACCUCUCUCAAUGGAUUGGUUGUUGUCACUAUCGACGAACGUGUUUCCAAUGGAAUUCAAGCAUCACUGUAUCCACAGUUGAUCUCUGUAACCAAGUCCGAUACUCAAGGAUCAAUUGUUAAUAUCACUGGAAACUAUUUGAAUGGAUUGGCAGCAGAUGGACAACCAACCGUUGCUUCAAUCACCAUCGAUGGUGUACCAUGUCAAUCUAUUUCCUGGGCGAACGAUCAUAACAAUGUCUAUUGUACCGCGCCAGAGAAUUCAGGUGUCAAUCACAUAUUGGUAAUUACCAUUGAUAGUAGAUCCAGUAACUCUAUACUCCUAAAUUAUAAUCCACCAUCGAUCACCUCCAUCACUCAAGAUACAGAUACAAUUUCUGUUACCGGAACUAAUUUUGGAAAUACAACAACUGGAGUAACCUUUUCCACUGGUUUCAAUAUACUUUCGGUUUCACACCAGCUUGUUGUUGCAACGCUAAACCGUAACACCAAGAAUGGCAUGAUAUCAAUCACUGUCAACACUCAACAAUCUCAAACAUCACUCUUGAAACUCACACCAAUCAUUACAAACUGUACAUCGAUAUCACCUUACGGAGGAGAUAUUACAAUCAGCGGAAGAUAUCUCAAUGUCAUAGAUAUGAAUGGUGAUAAAACUAAUAUUUCCAUCAGUGUUGAAGAUGUACAUUGUUUGUUUGUUAGCUCACCAAUCGAAGGAGAAUCUAUUAUAUGUGCAAUCGGAAAGUCUUCAUUUAACGAUAUCAAUCUUAAUUUAACCAUUAACGGUAUGUCUGGUAUUGGAAGAUACUCUUCGUUGGGACCGGUCAUCCUAUCAACUACACAAUCAUACUAUCUCAUUGCAAGCAACAUAACAGUGAGUGGAACAGAUUUCUAUGAACCUGUAUAUGUUAGUGUUGGAGGCACAAAAUGUCCAGCACAAUUCAUUUCGCCAACUCUACUUUCAUGCUAUUUCGCAUCGGAUGUGCAGCAAGUGGACAACACUCCUCUAGCAAUUGAAGUAUUGGCAGCAUCCUUUUCCGUUCAAAAUUCAAUUUUCACAUACUUUGUAGAUAGUUGUCAAGAUAAUUGCAAUGGUCAUGGUCAAUGUGUAUCAGGAUUGUGUCAUUGUGAUGUAGGAUAUUCAGGUUCACUCUGUAAUGUUGCGACAUCAACAACUGUUAGACCAACUACAACAUUGGUAAACACAACAGACAAUGGAUUGAUAUUAACACUCCACUAUGAAUCGCCACAGUAUCAUGUCUCUCUUGCUGCAUUGAGAGAACAGACACCCUCAGGAACAACAGUGAAACUAGUUAAACUUCAAGAUCUAACAUGGACACCUGCAGUUUCAAACACAACAACUCAAUAUAUCGAGAAAUUGACAACUGGAACCGAUUCAUUGUCGAAUCUAACUGUUUCGCUGAGCUACAAACAAUGGGUGGAACAAACAAUGAUAACAUUUGUUGGUCAGAACCUUUGGAAUCCAGUUGAUAGUUCAUCACAUUGUUUGACUAUCGGCAACUGGACAUUCGCCAGUCCUCUAAACAACCUAGAGUUGAUCUAUCAAACCUAUUAUCCAACCGCUCAAGAUUAUCAAUGUCAAUCGACCACUCCUCAACCACUGCUCAAUAGCAACAAUAAUACACGUUCGUUGAAAUCAUUCCAAAUCGAUUCUCCCUAUGCCGUGUUGACUGGAUCAUUCUCUCAGCGUUUGGUAAUAGAUAAUGGAAUCUAUCAACUUCUCAAUAUUCAGACCGUUAGUGAAAUCAAUGGAUUGGUUACACCAGACAACUACACAAGUCUGUACCUCACCCUAAAUAUUCCAAUCUUUUCGAAUCAGGUUGUCAUUGAUCCCAACUUUAUUGUUUACAACAAACCAACUAUGCCACCACUUGAUUGCAGUCCAGAAGAAAUCGGACCAUCCAACAGAAAAUGGGUAAUACCUGUUGCAGUUGUCGUUUCUGUUGUUGGUGCAGCAAUCAUCGUAGCAGUUAUAGUAUAUAUCGUUAAAAAGAAAUCAUUAACAACCCGGGUACCAUCUGAACAUAAAAUGACAAUUCACAACACUGAAUAG
Messenger RNA from Heterostelium album PN500, 6282 nucleotides. RefSeq lists its product as uncharacterized. The record is from RefSeq and is a predicted model, not a curated record. NCBI's taxonomy places the organism in Eukaryota, Evosea, Eumycetozoa, Acytosteliales, Acytosteliaceae. The coding region runs from base 1 to 6282 and encodes 2093 amino acids. The transcript is spliced from 5 exons.